Messenger RNA from Acanthosepion pharaonis, 1272 nucleotides. The record is from the annotation of a GenBank genome assembly. Lineage: Eukaryota; Metazoa; Mollusca; Cephalopoda; Sepiida; Sepiidae.
AUGACGCCUGAUGUCAGGAAUAUGGAGCUAUCUGUGAACAGACAACACACUAGUCUGUCAUUUACUUUUCCUGGGUCGAAAAUUAUUCCCGUUUCAGCCUUAUUUCAUGAUGCAAGCAUUGGCAAUGCCAUCAACAUCAAAGUUGUUCGUCUCAUGUUGCUGGAAGAACACCAAGAUGAACUCAUCAUCACCCAUCAUGCAGAUAAGAGUCUUCGGAGUUUCUGUCGAUGGCAACGGAAAAUAAACUUCAAAGAUGACAAUCACCCCAAUCACCAUGAUGUUGCUAUACUCAUGACAAGGCAUGAUAUCUGUUCACGAAUCAACCGUCCUUGUAACACACUAGGACUUGCUCAUGUAACAGGAAUGUGCCAGCCACAGUUCUCUUGUAACAUAAAUGAAGACUCCGGCUUGGCCCUUGCCUAUACUGUGGCUCAUGAACUUGGUCACAAUUUUGGAAUGCACCAUGACAAUACAAACACCGAAUGUAUGACUCCCGAAGACAGAACGUAUGUCAUGGCACCACAGAUGUUUGGCAGCAGUCAUCCCAAAAUAUGGUCGGCAUGUAGCAAAAAGGCAGUCACCAAAUUCUUAGACCGCAACUGGGGAUACUGUUUAAAUGAUGAGCCCAAGGAUUCUUCCUAUGUUUUUCCCAUUCUACCUCCGGGGACCAUGUAUGAUGCUGAUCACCAGUGUCGUUUGCAGUAUGGACCCAAAGCCAAACUUUGUGAAUCUUUUGAUAACAUGUGUUCAUAUUUAUGGUGUCAUGUCAACAAGACAUGCACAACAAAACGAGAAUCCGCUGCAGAAGGAACAAUUUGCGGAAGUAACAAGUGGUGUUUCAAAGGUGAAUGUGUUUUAAUCGGAGAUCGACCGGAAGCUAUAGACGGGCAGUGGGGAGAAUGGGCCGAAUGGACAACAUGCACCCGAACUUGUGGUGGGGGUGUCUCCACCAGUCAACGUCUUUGUGACAAUCCACCUCCUUCCAAUGGAGGUAAAUAUUGCAUAGGUGAAAGGAAAAGUUAUGUUUAUAUCAUAUCUAUCUAUCUAUCUAUCUAUCUAUCUAUCUUAAUAUAUAUUUAUUUUAAUCGGUUCAUUAUCUAUAUAUAUAUAUAUAUCUUAAUCUGUUCAUUAUCUAUCUAUCUAUCUAUCUAUCUAUCUAUCUAUCUCAGUCUGUUCAUUAUCUAUCUAUCUAUCUAUCUAUCUAUCUAUCUAUCUAUCUAUCUAUCUCAGUUUGUUCAUUAUCUAUCUAUCUAUUUAUCUAUCUAUUGCUGA